UGCGUCGGAAAACGGUUUGUUGCAAUUCGCUGCAUUCUUGUUGUUUUUUUUCGCGAGGAAGACAAAAGGCACGCUAGAAUUUUAUCAGUGCCCAUCGCAUCAUCAGAAACUUCUACAAUCAACUUGAAAACAACGCUGCAGAGCGAAACAACACUGCAGAGUACAGCUUUAUAACAGUUUGCUGGUCAAACGCUAAUAGGACAAUGAAACUGCCUAUUCUUUUGACGCUCUUCUAUUGCUUUUAUGUCGAUGUUAGCCACGCCAGGGAAAUAACUCAUGAAGAUAUUAAAGAUGCUAUGUUGAGCUUAGUACAUAUGAUGCGAGAGAACACAGAGAAGCUGGAAAGACAUGAAGCGAGAGAACGGCAGCUGGGUGAGCAAUUAAAAAAAACAAUAACCAUUUUGACAAAACGUGUAUCCGUUGUAGACGGUCUGAAACUGCAAUUGAUCAAGUUAGACGAUAAAGUCGCAGGAAUAGAACAUCUAAUCGCACAGAAAGAUGAACGAGAGCGUAUACAAAUGCAAAAAACCGUGGACAGUUUAGAAGAUCUAGAAAAUCGCUUGGAGGGCUGGCUCACGAAUAUCGAAAGUAAGGUAGCAGAGAUAAACAAUCGUGCGGAAGUUACAUCUGCUCCGGAUAGUCUUUCUAACGUUCUCGAUAAGUUAAGUAGCAUAGAGAGCAACUUGAUGGGAGAGGUUGUAAAAUUCAAAGAAGAUCUGCAUAAUAACAUAGCAAAGAUGAAUAGAGAAUCUGUUACGCUGAUGGAGAAGACGCAUACGAUAUUCUCGGAGAUGCAACAUGUAGCCGCCAAAAUCGAAGACCUCGAAAAAUCUUUAGAGAAGAUAAAACAGGUAACGCAAAAUAUUCAGGAGAGACCAUCAGAACGGCAAUUGGAUUUAUCUCCAACCUUUGACAAUCAUGUCAGAACAUUAGAGCAAAUGCAAGAACUACUGGAAAGCACGUCUGACAGAUUACGAGAAUUACCUAGGAUAAACGAAGUUCAGGCGCUCCACAACGAGACACAAGCUACAUUACAGGAAACAAAGCACGCGUUAAAGGACAUCAUUACACGGGGUAUUAAUAAUAUCGAGGAUAGCAUAAUAGAGAAUAAAGAAGAAACGAAGGAUUUAGUAACGACAUUACGGAUGAAUCUAGCUAAUAAUGCAGAACGCGUUAAUCAGGAACUACAAAAUCUGGAAAAGGGUCAAUCCGUGAUGGUUUCUAUGGCUGAUCAUGUGCUGGACACGAAGAAAAGAGUGGAGUACGGUGUACAUCAGAUUUUACUGGAAGUGGGUGAUUUGGUGAAGACUCAAGGCGUUAAUAUUAAUAGCACUCUUAGUCAAAGAUUUGACGGAAUCUCAAAUGAUAUCAUGGAUAAUCAAAACGGUGCUUUGGCAAACCUUACCAGUAAAAUGGAACUGGAAAUGAACAAAGUUUGGAGACAGAUCAAUGUAAUGUAUCAGCAGAUGACAGAAAGUGCUCGAGCUUUAGAUAAAUUGCAUCAACAGAAUGAAGCCUAUGUUAACGGCACAACGUCCACUAUGGGUGGAAUGGAGAACAAAGUGGGCGAAAUAACGAAACGUAUGACUGAAGUGGAUGAAAACUUGAACUAUCUGCUCGGCCGCUUGUCCUUAGUAACACAAGAAUUCAAUCAAAUUAAGACAGGCUUGGGAAACGCUCUAGAUAACAUCAAGGCUUCUUUCAAAGUGGUUCAGGAUAAGGCAUUGGAUCUGACUCAUCCGGGUCCUCAUCCACUCCCGGAAAAUUAUAAGAACCCAAACGAAUCCGAAACCGGAAAGCCAGACGGGUAGUGAUAUUGCAAGCAAUAUCACGUCUAUGACUGUUUUAUUUAAGGCUCGCAACGCUCACGAGCAUCGUUUUUCCUUAUUUGACAUUUAAUAAAUAACAAGGAUAAAAUAAUUUUGCGAGCGUUGUGGAUGUUAAAUUGAACGCACCCUAUAAGUAUAUAUGUUAUACAAAGUCAAAAGAUGCAACGCCCACGAAAAUGGCGUAGCCCGCUCGGAUACCAAGCGCCUGCGUUUACGACUUCGUCACGCAAGGACGUACGUUAGGACGAACGAACGAAAAUUCGUACAAAUUCACGGGGAACAAUCAAAGGAAGAUACAUAUGCACAGUCAAAGUCGGCAACACUUUCAAAAAUAUACGAUUUGAUAACACCCGAACCGAACGUGUCCGCCGAGUGGUUUUCCUCCAUUGGUGAUUGCAGCGACAGUAAUUGGAUAGAUUGCAGUUAAUAUUGAUAUUACGAUGAUCAUCUCAACAUUUUUGUAAAAAUAAAAUCAUGUGGCUCAUUGAACAUGACUGUUAACAAUAUUCAAAGGCUUAGUCAAGUAUAUAUUAUAUUAUGUUCUCAUCCCGGCUUGAAUAUGGUUACGUGAAUUCUACAAUCGCACGACGGAGGUAAGUUUUCUCAUUUAAAAUUUUAAACAACGUGUAUAAAUGCAAAGUUACUAUUGUAAAAGCGACUUUGGAACACAGAAUUGUUUAUAUAAAUUAAGAUAUAUAAUUAUUACAUAACAUAUGAUUUUAUUAUAAUUACAUUGUUAUAAUGUAAAGUACAAUAAGAAGAACGAUCCGACGGACAACAAUGAGCAGACGGACAUCAAUGUGAUAGACAAUGGUUAUCCGUAAUCUUCGAUAAUUACCUUUAUAAAUGUCGCAAACGUCACUUAUACGCAAUUAUCAGCAAGCGAGUGUGUAUUUUCAUAUACACCUGCAAUACAUGUAUAUGUGUAUGUGUACGAUGUCCGUGUUGGACCGAGAAAAAGCUUGUUGCUUGGAUUAUGGAAACUAUAUUAAUAAAUUAAUUAACGUUCGUAAACAUACAGUCGUGUUGUAUCAUAUAAACUAUAAAGAAAGAAAUAAAAAUAAAUAUGUAGCUUUAAUACAGUUUGGUAAAUGUGUAGCAUAAAGGCACUUGAACUGUCUUAUUUUGCUGUCAUUUUUCAUACUUAAUUUUCCCCCCUAUCUCUCUCUCUCUCUCUCUUUCUCUUCUACUCUCUUUCUUCAUCCUUCUCUUCUCUUCCUCUUCUUUCCUCGCGUUCUUCCAUUUCGCAAAGAAUAUAGUAUAACGAAGUAUGAUUGUGUGCGUUGAAAAGGAGACAAAGAAGAAAAAAGAACCGUGAUGAAGGAUGAAUGUGAUUGGUGAACGUGAUUGAUUCUGGACACGUGUCUUUAAAAGCACUUGCGAUGGACGAUACCC
Messenger RNA from Cyphomyrmex costatus, 3224 nucleotides. RefSeq names its product centromere-associated protein E. Bases 204 to 1811 code for a protein of 535 amino acids. The record is from RefSeq and is a predicted model, not a curated record. Gene Ontology annotation, cellular component: plasma membrane. NCBI's taxonomy places the organism in Eukaryota, Metazoa, Arthropoda, Insecta, Hymenoptera, Formicidae. The transcript has 10 exons.